AUGUUGCUGCCGUCGCAAUCGAUGUUGCUGCUGUUGUGGCUGCUGCUGCCGUUGCUUGGAUUAACUGCGGCACAGCUGCUGAAUCAUCCACCACAUUUUGUGGCAGGCACCGGAGACAUGUCCCGGUUUAGUCUGUCAGAACAUACGCCAGUUGGCAGUCCAGUUUAUCAGCUGAAAGGCAUCGACCCGGAGGGAGGCCGACUCAAGUACAGCAUAUCUGGCCCAGUUUUCUCCGUGGAUCGGGAAACGGGAGUUGUGCGAUUGCGACAGGAACUCGAUCGGGAGACUCAAGAUACCAUUGAGGUUAUUAUCAGCAUCACCGAUGAGGGAAUUUACGGCACUGAACCGAACACAGUAUCUCAGCGUCGUGAGAUUCCCGUGCGGGAUUAUAACGAUAAUCAGCCCAUAUUCUUUGGAAGACCCUACACAGCCAGCGUCAGCGAGUCUCUUCCUGUGGGCGGCGAGCUGACAAUUGAACCGCCAAUACUGGUCGUCGAUCGUGAUGAGGGCAUCAAUGCAGAGGUGCAGCUCAAGUGUGUAGAGGAGAGCGACAUUUGCGAUAUAUUUGAGAUACGCGCUGUCAAGUUGGCCGAUGGCAAUUACACUGCGAGGGUGGCCCUUAAACAGGCACUCGACUUUGAAAGUCGACCCUCCUAUAUCAUGACCAUAGCUGCAUCCGAUAGCGCCUUGGAAAAUCGCCUUACAUCGUUUGCAACCAUCUCAAUUAAUGUGAUCGAUGUUCAGGAUCAAGCACCUGUCUUUACUAAUGCUCCCUAUUCCGCAACUAUUGCAGAAAAUACUCCAGCGGGAGUGAGUAUACUGACUGUCAAGGCUAUUGAUGGCGAUGUGGGGAUUCCCAGGGAGAUCUUCCUCUCGCUGGAGGACGAACCUUUUGGUCACUUUGAGCUGGUGCCAUUCGGAGAUCCCAUCGACGGUACAGCCACGUUGAGAACUACAAGUGAGCCUUUGGAUCGGGAGAAUCCUGACAUACUUCAAAACGGCGGCGUCUAUGUAUUCUCUAUAAGGGCCACGGAGCUGAUAGAUGGUGCCAUUCCCGCAGAUCAUUCCAUCACGCGAGUGACCAUUGUUGUAACGGAUGUCGACGAUCAUAAGCCUGAGUUUUCUGCCACCCAUUUCAAUGUUUCAAUUGCGGAGAAUUUGGCUAACGGAAUGCCGUUGCCAGGUCUUUCCAUCUUCGUGGAUGAUCGCGACAUGGGCGAAAAUAGUCGAUAUCAGCUUAAGUUAGAUGAUGUAUCUAAUGCUGCAGGCGUUUUUGCAGUCUCUCCUACCGAGGCGCAGGGGCGUACUCCAGUUGUGGUUAAGGUUCUCGAUGCCAGUCGCCUGGAUUACGAUAAUCCCGCACAGCGUAAAUUCGAAUUCGACUUGGUUGCCACCUCGAAGGGCGUGGAACAGGCGAAGGCACGUGUGGAGGUCCAUUUACUGGAUGCCAAUGACAAUGCUCCCGUCUUUGCCCAGCAAACUUAUCGCUUUACUGCUCCGGAGAAUCUAACAAUCGAUGCGCUAAUCGGCUUCGUGAACGCCACCGAUGCAGACUCGGCUGAAUUCGGUCAUGUGCAGUAUGUUCUCAAAGGAUUUGGUGCGGAUAACUUCUAUGUAAAUCCAGAAACUGGAGGCGUUUAUUUGCAGAAGCCAUUGGAUUACGAGAAGCAGAGCACAUAUAGUCUGACUGUCGUAGCUGUUGAUGGCGGUGGUAGAGAAUCUAAUGCCAACCUCUUCGUGGAUGUCGUCGAUGUCAAUGAUAACUAUCCGAGGUUUGAAAGCGAUGAAUACAGUCGCACCAUACGUGAGGGAGCCUCAAUCUUUGAGCCACAGUUCUUUGUGAGAGCUCACGAUGCAGAUGGCGUCAGUCAGGGCAAUGGCAAAGUGAAAUACGCUUUGGUUUCGGAAAACAGCAUUGCCGGAAAUGUGUUCCGCAUUGAGCCGGAAACGGGAGAAAUAACACUGCAGAAGGCGGCCAGAUCUAUGGACACGGAGCGCGGGGAGUACGAGUUGGUCGUUUCCGCUACGGAUUUUGGCAUCCCUCCAUUGACAAACACUACACGUGUCCUGGUACGCGUUGGCAUCUCCGGCAAUCAGCGUCCCAUCUUCAAAGGACACUUUCAGAAUGUGGAGAAUCUGCCAGUCAUAGGACCUCCCAGUUACAGGGUAUCUAUACCAGAGAAUGCAGCACCAGGCUACAAUGUGACAACUGUUUCCGCACACGAUCCCGACGGUCUGGAUGAUCUGCUCAGAUACCGCAUUGUAGGAGCCAAUGACAAUUUCCAGAUCAACGAACUAACGGGUUUGAUUACAGUCUCCCCUCAAGCACGCAUUGAUCGCGACCUGAACAUGAAUAGCUUCGAGAUAAUUGUGAAUGCCGUGGACUCGGGUAGUCCCAUUCCGGAAACUGCAACAACCACAGUCUAUGUGAAUGUCAAGGACAUCAACGAUGAGAAGCCCAAGUUCGAGCAGGCGAGUUAUGCAGCCUAUGUCUCCGAGCGCACCGUAAUCGGAGAGAGUGUCUUAAGGGUCAAGGCCAUCGAUAAGGAUCUCAAUUCCCGUCUGGAGUACAGUUUGCAGGGUCCAGUGAAGGCCACGACCAAGGCUGGAGUCAGCAUCGCCAAUCGCAGCAGCUAUCCCGUACAGGAAGCCUUCCGCAUUGACAGCCAAACCGGAGAAAUCUUCGUGAACAGCUCUCUACGUCAUGAUGUUGCAGCGAUUAUUAUUUUCACAGUGUCUGUGAAGGAUCUAAAUGCCGAAGUCGAUCCAGAGGAGCAGGUGGACACCACUGAGGUGACAGUGUAUGUGCAGUCCUUCAAGGACAAGGAUCCUGUGUUUAAGAAUCCUGGCUGGAGCAGCUCUCGACCCGUGGUCAGCAUCAAGAUCAAAGAGGAAAUGCCCAUUGACAGUGCACUUUUCAUACUCCAAGCUGAGGAUCCUGUGACAAAACAACCAAUAACGAGCUUUGAACUGAUAGAACCAAAGCAACUAGAAUAUUUCCAGAUAUCGGAGCGAACUGGCGAAGUUAUACUAAAGAAACGCUUGGACUAUGAAGCUCUGGCAGAGACUGGAAGCGCAGAGUUUGAGCUCCAAGUGAGAGCCAACAGCGCCGAUCGACAGCGAAGUACCGUCAGUCGAGUUAACAUAACUGUUGAGAAUGUGAACGAUAACAGUCCGAUCUUCGAGCAAGCUUCCUACCAUGCUACAAUCAUCGAGAACAAGGGAUAUCCAGAGCGAGUGGUUCAAGUGAAGGCUCACGAUAAGGAUGCGAGUCUCAACAGUCGGGAUGAGCAAUUAGGUUACCAUAAGAUCAUCUACUCCCUGCAGGGAGAGUUCGCAAUGCUGUUCGAGAUCAACAACCUGACGGGACAGAUCGUCGUCGCACAUAAUCAGAGCAUCGAUCGGGAACGUACUCCCCACAUUCGACUCCAAGUGAAGGCCGAGGACUCUCCCGGAAAGCCCACCGAUGCCAAACAGAGCGUUGUUGAACUACUGAUCGAUGUACUGGAUGUUAAUGAUAAUGCUCCCGAGUUUUCAAAGAAAGUCUACAGCACCGUCAUACCGGAGAGUGCUCAACAAAUGGAGAAUGUGUUGCAACUCGAGGCUACCGAUGCGGAUGAAGGACCUGGAGGGGAAGUGCGCUAUGAACUCGUCAACGAGGGCGAGGCCAAUGGACUGUUUAACAUCAAUGCACAGAAUGGAAUGAUUUCAACACGUCGCAACCUUACGGGCAAAGGACGUGCCGAGGCCUAUGUGCUCAUUGUGCGCGCCCAGGACAAUGGGAAUCAGGUUCCCAAGCAGCCUACGCUCUUUUCGGACGUAGAAGUUCGCAUUUUCAUUGGCGAUGUAAGUGCCAACGAUGGUGUGCCCUACUUUGUGGCACCUCGAGUGGGCCAGAAGGCUAAUGUGACGGAGAAUGCGGCAAUUGGCGCACCCGUUUUCCAAGUGAUUGCGAGCGAUCCGGAUGACAAUAGCACACCUUCUGGCACAAUUACCUAUCGCAUACUGCCAGAUACACCAGACACCGAGUCGUUUAGCAUAGAUACCCAUACAGGAUUGAUAAGCACACGAGAAGCAUUGGAUCGCGAGGAGAAGAGCAUGUAUAAAAUUCUCCUCGAGGUGAGCGACAAUGGACAGCCCAAGCAAUCGGUUACACGCAUCCUGAAGAUAGAAGUACUCGAUGUGGAUGAUCAUGUGCCGAGGUUUGCCAGAGAAAUUGAUGAAGGACCUUUGCCCAUGUCAGUUAGGGAGGAGGAGCCAGCGGGCACAGUUGUUGGUAAUUUCACAGCCAUUGAUGAGGACUUGGGCGAGAACGCAGCCAUCGACUAUGUCAUCAUCGAGGGCAACAACGAACAGAUCUUUGCCAUCGAGCGAACCAACGAGAGUGUGGCCAUCUUGAAGACAACUCAACCCAUCGAUCGAGAGCUGGUUGAGUCCUUUACGCUGACUGUAAAGUGCCUGAAGCUGGGAGAGCCAGCUUAUAAAUACAUUGGCGAUGCCUACGAUCGCCAGGAUCCUUCGCAUCUGCGAAUUACCGUCAAGAUCCUUGACAUUGACGACAAUUUGCCGCAGUUUGAGAGCCCGGAUUCAACAGUGGGCAUUCGCAUCAAUGUGCCCAUCGAUACGGUGAUUACAACCCUGAGAGCAAGUGAUGCUGAUGCCGAGGCUGCUCCAAUUGCCCUUUCCAUUGAGAACGUGACCUUUGUGCCGCAGUUCUACAAGCGCAGUCGGAAACUAGCCAUGGGUAAUUUGGAGAGUCUCUUCACGUUGAACAAUCGCACGGGAGAGCUCCGCACAGGGGGAUCCUUUGCGGACUAUGUCGAUGGCUACUUCUUGAUGAGGAUUUGCGCCAACAACUCGGCGAAUGCCAAGCGACAGACCAAGAGCAAUAUCAAGGUCUUUGUCAUACGAGACAAGUCCCUGCUGAAGUUCGUCUUUGCCCGUCCACCAAACGAGAUACAGCACAACAUUAAACCCUUCCAGCAGCAGCUGCAGAAGAAACUCAAGCCUCUUGGUCUGGAGCUGCAUGUGCUGGACACACAAGUCUUCACCCGUGCCGACAUGAGUCUGGACUUUACGGCGACCAGCUCCUGUUUCCAGAUGUUCCGAAAUGGCGCUGCAUUAUCCCUCAGCGAGAUGCAGAAGCUGAUGAACUCGAAGGAGUUGCGACACGAGCUCAUCGACAUUUAUGCUGCCUUUGGUGUGAGUGACUUGGAGUCCUGCUCUGUUAGACGCACCCACACGGCCGCUCUCUUUGGCAAUCUUCUCAUGUCCGCGGGGGCGUGGCUUGUCAUCCUGGCAGCCUUGAUAGGCGUGGCCGCCUUGGUGUCCCUCUGCACGGCCUGUUGCCUGAAGAAGAAAUUCAAGCGGCACAGCAAGCGUAGUCUGCAGGCCAGUCUGCGAACGCCGACGGAGCACACUCCGACCUCCUAUAGCUACUCAAUGCCCGCCGUGCUCUACUCGGAGCCCAUCUAUGGACCUUUGUAGCCUCAGCUCAUAUUCUGCACAGGCAGGACAGGUCAAGGGCAAUGUCGUUGAAUUAAAGUCAAGUUAUCUAGUGCACAAGACUCAAACCUCAUCCGACAGAUCUCUCAAUCUGCUCAGCUGACGAUGGGGCUUCUCUUUUUUAGUUGGCCAAUAUGAAGGGCACGGCCAAAACAGUCCAUACAAGCAUAAGCAUACUAUGCACGUGAUCUAGUAUGUACAUCUAAUAUACAUCUAAAUACGAUAGACUACGCUAAUGUAAUUUAAACUGUAUAUAGUCGAAUCAAAUGACUUAGGCAUAAGUUCAGUUUUAGUUUAUCAAGCGAAUCGCAAGUCAUUUAAUGUGUCAUCUACGAAUUUGUAUAGAUAGAACAGAUUUUGCAACGCCUGAAAUAAUGUGUAUUUUGUUUUGCUAGUAAUUUAGUAAAAAAUAAAUUGCAUUUACCUAUAUUUAUAUUUAUA
Drosophila innubila is the source of this 5946-nucleotide messenger RNA. It is a transcript of the gene Cad74A, whose product is annotated as cadherin-23. Gene Ontology annotation, biological process: homophilic cell-cell adhesion. Lineage: Eukaryota; Metazoa; Arthropoda; Insecta; Diptera; Drosophilidae. The transcript has 8 exons. Gene Ontology annotation, molecular function: calcium ion binding. Gene Ontology annotation, cellular component: plasma membrane; cell-cell junction. Bases 1 to 5487 code for a protein of 1828 amino acids. The record is from RefSeq and is a predicted model, not a curated record.